Dermacentor albipictus is the source of this 2479-nucleotide messenger RNA. Its product is annotated as neprilysin-1-like. Gene Ontology annotation, molecular function: metalloendopeptidase activity. Gene Ontology annotation, biological process: protein processing. Gene Ontology annotation, cellular component: plasma membrane. The record is from RefSeq and is a predicted model, not a curated record. Lineage: Eukaryota; Metazoa; Arthropoda; Arachnida; Ixodida; Ixodidae.
GAGCACUGGUCACGAGCAAAGAAGAAGAAGAGCGAGAGGAUGCUGUCCGCCUCGGAGGAGUCGCUGUUCCGCUCCAUCGAGAAGCGGGCCAAAGACCCACCGGGCCACGUGUACCGCUACCACCCGGUCGACCUGGUCAUCCUGCUCGCAUUCGUCAUCUCCGUGCUGCUUGUCUUCGUCGGCUUCUAUUACUUCGAGAUACGCUUCCCGCUAGGCGGCAUCUUCUGGCACGGCGCCACCGAGGAAGCCGGCAACGCCACCGACAGUGCCAACGAGACCACCACCACGGAGCCCCCGACCAACGCCACCGAGGAGACCACGGCAGCCCCGGCAAAGAUGCUGCGCCAGCUGGGUGACCGGAUGUCGCCUCGCGUGGAGCGUAGCGUCGAGCGACCGGUCUGCGACGACCGCAGCUGCAAGGCUCUGGCGCGGUAUGUGCGCGAGUCGCUCAAGCCGUCGGCCGACCCGUGCGGCAACUUCUACGAGUUCGUGUGCGGCCAGUGGUCGCUGCGAGACUCGCUGCGCCCGGGUGAGGCAAUCGUCACCGAAGACACUCUCCGGGCAAAGGCCAUCGAAGAACUGCUGGUGGCGAAGCUGAAAGAACGAACCGCGCGCCUCCGCACGGACGGCACUGGAGAUGACGACUCCGUGCUCGAGGAGCUCCAAGACGAGUCGCAACGGUGGAUGCUCAAGGCAUUCGCAAACUGCCGUUCCGGCGUAAAGACUUCCCGAAAAGCCUUCCGCAACAUCUUAGAACACCAGGGCCUGGGAGGAUUUCCGUUUCAUCGAGACCCAUCAAAGACUGCCGAAAUAGCUGGCCGCGUGGCCAGAGCAUCUGCAGUGUCGCCAUUCGUGAGGGUGUCUCUCGACCAGGACAUCAGAGAGGGUCGGCACGUCGUGAGGCUGUCGCCAUCCGAGCAGCUGUUGUUUAAGGACUUUUGGACUGUGAGCAACAGCCACGAGAAGUGGUACAGCUCUGCUGUUGCCAAGGCAGCCUCGGGCGUGCCACUACCGACGCUGUUCAACGUCGAGAAAAAGCUCAGUGAGCUCGCUGCAGGCUCAACCGGUGAGCCUCUGCUACUGAAAUUGUCAGAUUUGAACAGCUUCCACAAGUGGAACUGGAAGGAGUUUCUGAGGGCUCUCUUUGAUGGAGUGGCCAAUGUGACCCGGACAACGUACGUCCGCAUGGAAACCGAGACGUUCGCGAAAGGCCUGGCGUCUCUACUGCGGGCUUUUCGAACAAAGGACAUCGCUAACUUCCUUGGAUACAAAGUCUACCUCAAGCACGCACCUUUGCUAGAGAAGAUGCGCCAGCUAGCCACCAUCUCUACUGCGACGCAUCCAGGUUGGAAUGAGUCACUCACCAGGGAGGUGACAUGCCUGCGCAUGCUUACAAACAUCGAACCUUUCAUACUCAUGUUCCUGCACUGGGACGUCUUCAAAGCCUCUAUGGAGCCGUCAGUCGUCGAAAACAUAGUGCAGAACGCCAAGAACACCAUCCUCAACUUUAUCGAAGGUCUGUCGUGGCUCCAGCCUGCGUUCAAGAGCGCCUACGAGGACAGGCUCCAGAACACGACGUGCAAGUACCUGGUGCCCUUCUGGCUUACCAACGAGGACAAGAGGCUGCGCUACGCGCGCACUGUGGCGGACCACGUUCACUACUCGGGCAUCAACACCUUCGAACCGGUCAUCCAGGCGGUGGAGAGGAACCGGCUCAAGGCCAUCGACGACUCCGGCUUCGAUGUCUCGUGGGAGAGCCGGCCCACGGAGACGGAUCCCGUGUGGGCGAGCGAGGACACGCUCGAGUUCCCCAUGGGCCUGUUCAGUCGCGCCUACGAGGGCGACGCGUUUUGGCUCUAUCAUCUGCCGCGCGCCGGCGUAAAGGUGGUGGCUGCACUGCUGGCAGCGCUCAUUGAAACAGCCAAGGUGUCCGACCGGGCCGUGUACAGGCGGCUGCUACGCGCCAAGGAGUGCCUCGACGACCACUACAUGCGCAUGCCCGAGAGGCAGACUCCCGAGCAGCUAUCGUCGACGAGGGCGCUGCGGAACGAGGCGCUGGAGAACAUGGCGCUACCGCUGGCCCUGUCCCUCUACCGGUCGUACGUGGAUCCUCAGAAAGGCGUGGCGCUCGAAGGGCUGCGAGCCUACAGCCCGGAUCAGCUGUUCUUCAUCAACUACGCCCUGGGCCGCUGCGAGGCGGUCGACUCGCGCUACGCCUGGCAGCGGCUGCGCUACGGCACGUCGCCGCCGGCCGCGUAUCGGGUGAACGGGCCGCUCCGCAAUUUCGCCGGCUUCGCCCAGGCGUUCGGUUGUCCGCUCGGCUCGUACAUGAACCCGAAGAGAAAGUGCGACGUCUGGAAGGGCUAGUGCUUGACGUAACGCUCGUCCUAGGUGGCUGUGCCGUGGUACCGCGGCUUGUUGACUCGCCGUGGGCUGCUUUUUUUUAUGUCAUGUGCAAACAUGAGUUCCUUCCUGUUGA